Messenger RNA from Eruca vesicaria subsp. sativa (arugula), 207 nucleotides. The record is from the annotation of a GenBank genome assembly. NCBI's taxonomy places the organism in Eukaryota, Viridiplantae, Streptophyta, Magnoliopsida, Brassicales, Brassicaceae.
AUGGUGUUGAACAGUAGGUUGGUGGAGACAACAGUGAACAUAUCGACGGAUCUAUGGCAAUACGUGGCUUGUAACCCCGAGAGACUUCCCCGCGCCACCGUCCUCCGUUUCAUCUUCUGCAUCCCUCUCCUUCAGCUCCGCCGCCUCGCUUCCUCUUUAGGAUCUUACCUUUGCUUCGAUUCCGAUCGCUAUACUCACUCCGAUUAA